GUACAAUUGGUGAAUCUCGAGUCUGAGAAAACAAAGAAGAAAAAGAUGGAGAGCAGUGGUGAAAUGGUGGCGCUGCCGGUGUUGGUGGAGUCGAAUUACAGAGCUUGCACCAUUCCCUACCGAUUCCCUUCCGACAAUCCCAAAAGGCCAACCCCUACUGAGCUUUCUUGGAUCAACCUCUUCGCCAAUUCCAUCCCCUCUUUCCGUGAACGCGCUGAGAGCGAUGAUACGGUUCCAGAUGCUGCUUCCAAAGCUGAAAAAUUUGCUCACAGGUAUGCGGAAAUACUUGAGGAUUUGAAGAAAGAUCCUGAGAGUCAUGGUGGCCCACCUGAUUGCAUUCUCCUUUGCCAACUUCGCGAACAGGUCCUCAGAGAAGUGGGAUUCAGAGAUAUAUUCAAAAAGGUCAAAGAUGAAGAAAAUGCAAAGGCAAUAUCCUUGUUUGAGGGUGUUGUACAUCUUAAUGAUUCUAUCCAGAAUGAACUCGAGCGUUUUGAGAACUUGCUUAGGGGGAUCCUUGCGGGUAACAUAUUUGAUCUUGGCUCGGCUCAGCUGGCAGAAAUUUUUGCAAAGGAUGGUAUGUCUUUUCAAGCUAGCUGCCAGAAUCUUGUCCCUAGACCCUGGGUGAUUGAUGAUUUGAACAAGUUCAUUUUAAAAUGGGCCCGGAGAUCUUGGAAAAAGGCUGUAAUCCUUGUAGAUAAUUCUGGCGCAGAUAUCAUUUUGGGUAUAUUGCCGUUUGCAAGGGAGUUACUUCGCCAAGGUGUGCAGGUUGUUUUGGCUGCAAAUGACUUGCCUUCUAUUAAUGAUGUAACAUACCCCGAGUUAGUUGAGAUUAUAGCCAAGUUGAAGGAUGAGAAUGGCAAGCUUCUGGGAGUUGAUAUUUCAAAUCUUUUAAUUGCAAAUUCUGGUAAUGAUUUACCGGUUAUUGAUCUUACAAGAGUAUCCCAAGAACUUGCUUACCUGGCAAGUGAUGCGGACCUUGUCAUAAUGGAAGGAAUGGGACGAGGAAUAGAGACUAAUCUUUAUGCGCAGUUCAAAUGUGAUUCAAUGAAAAUUGCUAUGGUGAAGCACCCAGAAGUUGCCGAGUUUCUAGGGGGACGACUCUAUGAUUGUGUCAUCAAAUACAAUGAAGUGUUGAAAUGAAUGUGUUUUGUGGAGAUGCAACUUCUCAUACUAUCGCGGAAGUACAAAAUUGAUUCAGAUUCGGGCUCUUUAGCUAUAUCUGCUCAUUAGAGAUUUAAUCAUUUGCCUCAUUAGCUUCUAUUCAAUCUGUUAUUUUUCUGGAAUAAAACGUUAAUUUUGGUGGGACUGUUUGUUUUAUUUUGGAGUCUCAUACCAUGGUCAGCGAAAUAUUUAAAUGGGUGGUAUUUAAGAUUCAUGUGAAGAAAUGACAUGUCUUCAUAAGAAUACACUGGUGGUAUUGCUCAGAUAAUCUUUGAACAAGUAGUUGUUCGAAAUAAAAAUUGGAUGUUGCAUAAA
This is a messenger RNA of Striga asiatica, 1476 nucleotides long. The record is from the annotation of a GenBank genome assembly. Lineage: Eukaryota; Viridiplantae; Streptophyta; Magnoliopsida; Lamiales; Orobanchaceae.